AUGAUUUGCGCAAUAUGUUCAUUUUGGAGCCACACAUACGAUGGAAUUGACGGGAUACAAGCACGACGAACGUCAUCAGUUAGUCCAGUUGGUGAAUUUUUUGAUCACGCAUUAGAUGCAUGCAAGGUAUUUCCAUUCAUCAUAACAUUAUUUGCGCCCUUCAACGAGAGUAACUCCCGCAUUUCAUCCUUAUGUUCGCUAGCGUUGCUAAUUGAAAUGUUGACUGCUCACACAUUUGCUUUCUGGGAACAAUACAUCACCAAAAUUAUGUGUCUUAGGUGGUGUUUUGAAGGAUUUUAUGUCUCAAAUUUAUUGCACAUAUUGGCCUACUUUGAUGGCGACAAUUUGGUAACAGCAUGUUUGUUCAAUAACUGGAAAGUGUGUGAUCUAAUUAUGCUCAUUUUCAACGUGUGUUGUAUAUCAAACAUCCUAUUCUCGCUGUAUCACAUCUAUCAAUUCUAUGACUCGCAACCGGUCUCCGAAAAGCAGAGUAUGAUCUGCUGGAUCCAGCCGAUUAUUCCAGCCCUUGAGCUGAACGUGGCUGCAUUCUUAUGGGCGCUAUUUUCACCGGGUAAAGUACUUGCCCAAGAUUUACCUAUUUUCCUGUUCACCAUUGCGAUAGUUAAUGCGAAUAUAAAUAGUCGAUUAAUAGUCUCACACAUGAGUGACUCUUGCGCUCAAAUGUGCAACACAGCGGUGAUGUUGUACUGUUCGGCUGCGCUGUUCUCAAUGACGAAUAUUCUGAGUGCAGCAGGAGAAUUACUGCUGCUGAGAUCGCUGGCAGUUUUUUUGUUUGUUGCACACGUGCACUACUUCUUCAGUAUAGUACGGGAAAUGUGCAGAAAGUUGCAAAUCGAAGCUUUUUCUCUACAUUAUUUGAAGAGAAGUAACAUGAGAAAACAAGGAUAG
Molecule: messenger RNA, 909 nt
Organism: Brugia malayi
Lineage: Eukaryota; Metazoa; Nematoda; Chromadorea; Rhabditida; Onchocercidae
Product: CDP-alcohol phosphatidyltransferase family protein
Exons: 8
Coding region: 1-909 (302 amino acids)
Biological process (GO): phosphatidylethanolamine biosynthetic process
Cellular component (GO): endoplasmic reticulum membrane; Golgi apparatus
Molecular function (GO): ethanolaminephosphotransferase activity
Source: RefSeq, a predicted model, not a curated record